GACGGGUGAUAGCUCGGUAUCGCCACAUCCCCAGCGGCGCACUGCUCUCUUCUACCCACUCACUGCAACUCACUCACCCACUGCACUCCGUCACACGUUCCUCAGUUCUGCCCGCAGCCCGCGACUUUUCGCAUCAGCUGGACUUUAAAAAAAAGAGACAAUCGUUCGCGAACUGUUGCACCGUGCCGUGGUUUCUGCGUUUGGUUUUGUGCACCUGGAGGUUGAACUCGUGGCGAGAUUCGAAGAUCUUCUAAAUUAAAGGUCGCGUCACCCCUGUCUACAAAGCAACAAUCAUCUCUCGAGCAUCUCAUCUUGUGCAACGCAGGUACGAAUAGAGAAAUUGAAAUUUGAUGGUCGUUUCAUGUGUCUAAGCGAUUGAUCUGCUUCACCGAACUGCACAUCACAACCUCUGCUAGGUACGAUCGGGCAGCAUGAGGCCGGCAAGAUAGAGAGCUUGCAGGGUCGGUCGAACGCAGGCGCCAUGGACGGAGGCCGGAGAGCCCGCAGCAGCAGCGGGGGCAGUGCCAGCGUCGCCGCGUCGGCAGCCAACACAGCGACCGCCGGCAGACUUCGGAGGCAACGGAGCCGCGAGUGGCGCGACCGUCAGUACAGCACCUCUGAGGAGGAAGGCGCACCACCAUCUGCCAUCAUCAACGCCAGCACCAACGUGCCCAGGAACAAGACUCAGAGGACCAGUCCCACGCCAGCCGUCUACAGCACGGCCACUAACUCCGUCUACGCAGCAACUCCACAAACAAACGGAAUUUACCGCACCGGCUCGCAACUGAGCACCAACUCAGACACAGAAGUGACGGACAACCCGACGUCACCCUUUCCCACGCCGCCGGCGUCCUCGUCACCGGUCAACGCCGUCAUGUACUCUUCGGCGGCCAUGGCGGCCAACGCGCCUCGCCAGAGCUCUCCCUACCCUCUGGAGAACACAAUGGCCGGCGCCAGUCCCCGCGGGGGCAGUCUGUCUAGCGGCGCCGGCAUCUACGCGGAGCCGACCCCGCCGCCGAGUCAGCAGCAGCGCUUCCUCAACCGCCACUACAACAAACAGCCCAAGAGCGGCUCCAACUCGGUCAAACAGAACUCGAGCGGCGCCUCCCAAGGCUCUCUGCAGAGCUCCAGGGGCAGGGUGUCCGGCAACCGCAGCAGGACGGGCGGCACCUCCACCUCGUCCUCGGACAAUAUGUCCGAUGCCACCUACCCUGAAGACAUGGUCAAGGACAACCGUUUGCACCUUGACAGUGACAUGCCCGACUCGCCACCCGAGCCAGCCCCUCCGGAGGUCCCGGCGCGAGGCCCUUCGCUGGCCAACGGAGGUUCCACUUUGCGCCAACUCAGGGGCUACGCGGCCUCGCCCGAGUCGCCAGGCAACUGCGAAAACGAGUCCGAGAUCUCGGCCGGCUAUCACACGGCCACCCCCUCGGCCAAUAACUGCAUUUUCUUGCAAGGUGAAUACCACGGCUUGGAGCUGUUGAAUGGCGGCGUCGGUAAGGGCGGCGGCACCCAGAGCAACGCACAGGCCGCGGUUUACGAAUACCUGAUGUCAGGUAGUCCACGCACCUACCCGGCCAAGUCGCCCAAAUCACCGAUGGGCCCUGGUGGGAUGAUGGGCGGCAAGGACUUCAUGCAGCCGGACGGACUGAGUAGCAGCAAAACUAACACCCUCAGCAGCCAGCACCGAUUGGCACAACAACAGCAGAUGACCGUGGGUCCGGGGUCGGCGCCGUGCGCGAUGCCCGUGUUCCCGACAAGCAGGGGCAGCAACGGCGGCAACGGCAUCAGCGGCGCGCCCGCCCACCUGGUCACCCACGGGCCGACGACGGCCUCGGCGUCCUACUCUCCAUACUCGCCUUCCCGAUUUCAUAUUGAUAAACGAUGCCAGCAUCGGUGCUCGUGGAAAUGUGCCAGCAUCGCGCUCAUCCCCUUAGUCUUAGCUCUCACCGCCAUGUUGGCUUAUUUUGCAGCUGUAAACUCGAUGAGGAGCGGCAUAGAAAGCACAGGUUGUAUACUGGUCGAGGACGCCAAGGCUGCGUCUUUGGACGAAGAUCCGUCCCGCGAAGUCACGUCGUCGCAAGUGCCGACGGAAGAAUCGAUGCCAACAAGCACAGCGUCAGCGCGAGGUCUGGGAACGGGCAGUGCGGUGACGGGCGGGGGCGGUGGAGGCGGCAUAACUUCCGGCGCCGCUCCCGCCUCCAGCGAGCAGCUGCCCAUCUUGGAAAUGCGCGAAUUAGGCAAAGCGCACACGUCGCAAAUCCCUCCGUACAGCUUCUGGAAUUCCGAGUUCAGGAACAAACAGCCGGCGUUCAUCCGCUUCAACUUCUCGAUGCCGUGGGGAGCCAACUUUGCCGUCUACGGCCGCAGGAAUGUGGCACCUAGUGUGACGCAGUACGACUUUGUCGAGUUCAUCAAGGGCGGACGCGUGGACAGGCUGAAGAGGAGCCUCGACAGCCAGGACACCGCUGUCACAUUCACCACACACAAAUGGCACAUGACAUCUUUUGGCGACGGCACAAAAGUUGAGGCUCCACCCCUGGUUGUUGACCAUGACCAGCUGAUUCCUGCCACCUCCGAGUCGCCCCCAACAGUGGCCGCCCUCGGCAGAGAAAAGCGUUCUGCUCUGGCCAUGCAAGGAAUGAUGGUGAACGUGAGUCUCCUGCAGUAUCUGGACACCGGUCGCUGGUUCAUGAGCAUCUACAACGACGACUCGAAGCAGCAGCAGGUCAGCAUGGUGGUCGGCGAGGCGGACGGAGUGUCCACCACCUGUCCGAACGACUGCAGUGGACACGGCAGCUGCUACCUUGGCAAGUGUGACUGCAUUGAUGGAUACGAAGGCGCCGACUGCUCCAAAAGCGUUUGCCCGGUCCUGUGCUCGAACCACGGUCGGUACGGCGGCGGAAUGUGCCACUGCGAGGAGGGCUGGAAAGGAGCGGAAUGCGACGUACCGGAACACGACUGCGAAACACCGGAUUGUUCUGGUCACGGACAAUGCCUCGGCGGUGUCUGCGUCUGUCACACGGGCUGGAAGGGCGUUUCCUGCGAGCAAGUUGAGUGUCCCGACCCGACGUGCUCGAACCACGGAUCAUGUGUCGCCGGACGUUGCUACUGCAAAGCAGGUUGGCAGGGCGUCAACUGCUCUGCACUGGACCAACAAGUCUAUCAGUGUCUGCCCGGCUGCAACGACCACGGCUCGUAUGACCUGGAGAGUGGCGCCUGCAUCUGCGACAACUUUUGGACCGGGAUCGACUGCUCCGAAGCCCUGUGCAGCUUAGAUUGUGGUCCUCACGGUCGCUGCGACAAAGGCAAGUGCGAGUGCGACGAUGGUUGGACUGGUGACAGAUGCGACCUCCUACCCUGUGACCCGAGAUGUGCUGAACAUGGGCAAUGUAAAAACGGAACCUGCGUUUGCUCUCAAGGAUGGAACGGACGUCACUGCACUCUGCCUGGAUGCAAAAACGCGUGCAACCGGCACGGAACAUGCGCCAUGGCCGAAGGCGUGUACCGGUGCGAGUGCUCGGACGGCUGGGCCGGAAGUGACUGUAGCAUCCGGCUGGAGAAGGAGUGCAACGACCAGAUUGACAACGACGAGGACAACCUGACCGACUGCGCGGACAGCGAGUGCUGCGCCCUGCCCAGGUGCAAGGAGAACCUCUACUGCCAGUCGUCCAACGACCCUGUGGAGGUGCUUUUGCGAAAGCAGCCGCCCUCCGUCACCGCCUCCUUCUACCAACGCGUCAAAUUCCUGAUCGAGGAAAACUCGGUGCAGGUCUACGCCCCGAUGGAAGCGUUCAGCGAGAGUCAGUUCUGGAACUCGUUCAUUCCUCGCCGAGUUGCGGUGAUUCGAGGCCAAGUUUUGUCGCCGCAAGGAUUGGGAAUCAUCGGCGUCCGCGUCAACAUUGACUCGAAAAACAAAAACGGAUUCACGUUGACCAGGCCUGGAGGAUGGUUUGACCUUUUGGUGAACGGUGGUGGUGCUGUGACCCUGCACUUCACACGCAUGCCCUUCCAGCCGGUCACGAUGACCCUUUUCUGCCCUUGGAACCAAAUAAUCGUGGCACCCGCCGUCACUCUGCAGUACAGCAACUCGACCGAGGACGCCAAUUUCAAGCGACGCAAAGGCAAGGGCGGAAAGCAGAGUCCAGCGAUGCCUCCACCCUCCGAAACGCCUGUGCCCGUCCAGCUGCCUCAAAGGUACUCACGACCUUGCGGCGAGCACGACCACAACCUCAUGAGUCCGGUCGUCGUUUCUACCUGGAUGCCGGACAAGGUUGGAGGGGCGUCUGGACAGAGUGCAGUUUUCAGCGAAACGCAGAUUUUGCAGGAAAGCAUCCCGAUUCCUGGUUCUGAAGUGCACCUCAUGUACCACAGCAGCCAAGCGUCAGGGUACUUGUCGAUCGCCCUGAUGCGUCUCACUCACGAAAAGAUUCCCCUGUCACUGCGCCUCGUCCACCUUCGGGUGAUCAUUGAAGGGUCCGUUUACGAGAAGGUCUUCGAGGCUGACCCCAACCUGACCUAUACUUUCGCUUGGAACAAACGCAAUGUUUACAAGCAGAAGGUGUACGGCGUGGCUGUGGCCAAGGUCUCGGUAGGGUACGAAUACAUCGGGUGUGCCAGCAUCAUUUGGGAGACGAGAACCGUCACCAUGCAGGGCUUUGACGUCGAAAUUUCAGGCGUGGGAGGAUGGAGUUUGGACAUUCACCAUCACUACAACUUCAAUGAAGGAAUCUUGCAAAAGGGCGACGGCUCCACCCUGCACUUCAAACGCUAUCCACGAACGGUUCAGGUUCUCUUGGGCAAUGGUUUGCAGCGCAACCUCGAGUGCAAGGAUUGCAACGGCCUGUCAAAAGACGCGCGGCUGCUGACCCCGGUGGCCCUGGCCUCCGGGGAGGACGGCAGUAUUUAUGUCGGGGACUUCAAUCUGGUGCGCAGAGUCACUCCUGAGGGACGCGUCUACACCGUGCUCAAGCUCAGUGCAACUCAGGUUUCUUAUCAGUACUACCUGAGCAUCUCACCUGCCGACGGUCACCUUUACGUGUCAAACCCUGAGAAGCACCAAAUUUUGCGCGUCAUUUCCUUGGAGGAAGUGAGCGACCCAAGUGUAAACUUUGAGUCAGCCGUCGGAUCCGGCGAGAGAUGCAUUCCUGGGGACGAAACCAACUGCGGAGACGAGGGGCCUGCCAAGGAUGCGAAACUCGCGCACCCCAAAGGGUUGACGAUAUCGGCUGACAAGACCAUGUACAUUGCGGACGGCACCAACAUCCGUAUUGUCGACACCAAGGGCAUAAUCCACACUCUGGUCGGCCACCAUGGCCACCACAACCACUGGAAACCCAUCCCCUGCCACGGCUCCAUUCCCGCACAGCAGGCUCAGCUCCAGUGGCCCACAGGCUUGGCGCUCAGCCCACUCGACGGCAGUCUCUAUUUCAUCGACGACCACCUCGUCCUGCGGCUCACUGACGACCUCAAAGUCAAGGUUGUGGCUGGAACUCCUCUGCACUGUCCGGCGGCCAAAGAACAAGUGGCCGAGGACGCAGAUGAGGAGGCGACGGCCACCCCACUUGGAUCCAUCCUCAGCAUAGCCUUCUCUCCUGAGGGCGACCUCUACAUCGCCGAGACGGACUCGCGUCGCGUGAACGCCAUUCGCUUGAUUGACCCCUCGGGCCGGAUCAUGGACUUUGCUGGAAGGCAGGCGACGCCGCGCUGCGAGUGUCCGCCCAAGCACGCGUUCUACAACGUCACCUGUGAGUGCACCCCGACGCCCAAGGCGCCUCCCGGCGCCGCCAGGGACACUGUCCUCUCGGCCAACGCGCAGUUCGAAUCGAUUUCAGCCAUGACAGUAUCACCCGACGGCGUUUUGCACGUCGCUGACCGCGGCAGCCUUCACAUCCUGUCACUGAUGCAUUACCUGCCCACCGCGGACACCAAUGGCGAUUUCCAUAUUCCCUACCCCACCUCAAAUGAGAUCUACAGUUUUAACAGAUACGGCCAGCAUGUGUUGACAAAGGACAUGACCUCGGGCAAGAUCAAGUACAAGUUUGGCUACAGCAAGAACACCAGUUUUGGCAAACUCUCAAAGGUGACUGACGGCGCGGAAAACAAGCUGCAGUUCCUGAGAGACUACUCCAACGUUGUUGGCACAAUUGAAAGCACACAGGAUCACAAGAGUGACCUUAUGAUCACCGGCGUUGGUUUCCUCACCAAACUGACCCAGGAAGAAGGACGCGCCGAGAUCGAUCUAGAAUACGACAGCACCACUGGGCUUCUCACCAGCAAAACUGACACCAAGGGCAACGCAUUCAUCUACAGAUAUGACGGAAAUGGACGACUGAGCCACGCAAUUCUUCCAACUGGCGAAACAAUGAAUUUCAAAUUCCAACUGCAAUCAGACCAAGGCGUAAUUGUAAAAGUCGGACAGAAUGACAGGCAGCCCGCGGAAUUGAGAAUGAGAGGGCCCGCAAAAGCCCUGGAAAUUAGCCACGCUGGCACGGUGAGCGAAUCUAAGGCGCUGAGUAAUGGCUCGUUUUGGAGCCGCGCCGGCUGGGGUGCCGAGCUGCACAGUGAGACUGGUGCGCAGCACCCACUGCUGAAGCUGACGAUGCCGGUCGAGGCUGAGAUGUUGCCCUUGGCAGCCAGCCAGAGUCUGAUCAUUGGAGAUGGCAUCGCUAAUAUUAUUGAGUGCAAAUAUCGCCUUUCCGGUGACGUCAAGGCUGAGAGGCAGAAGCUUGACCGCGAGCUAUGGGUGAAUGCAAGCAAGGUGCUUGUAGUUGAAUAUGACCACCACAACAGCAGAGAGACUUACUUGGACAAAGACAAUCAAGCCCUUCUCUCCGUCCGCUUUGACGCAGCCGGACAACCAACGUCUUGGGACCCGACAGAACACGGCCAGGCCUUCAACAUCAGUUACGAUCGAUUCAACCGUCUGGACGGAUGGACAUGGGGUGACUUGUCGGAAAAGUAUCAGUAUGACAGACACGGCCUGCUCUCGGAAGUGGUCAAUAGCAAAUCAGAGUCAACCACCUACACAUACAACGAGCUGAAAAUGGUAUCGAGAGUGACUUUGCCCAGCGGCCGCAGAUUUACCCUCCAGUAUGACCAACAAGGCGGCCUAAAACAAAUCACUCUGCCCAGCGAGACCAAGCAUAUUUUCUCAGCUCAACAGUCGUUUGGUUUCAUGCGCCUCAGCUACACCCCGCCUGGCAGCCAAAGACCCUACCUGCAGCACUUCAGCCACUCUGGCAAGUUGAUGCAGACGGUUUUGCCGGGAGAAGGUGCACGAGUAUUGUACAGAUAUGAUAAUGCUGGAAGAGUUUCUGAGGUGCUGCAUGGUGAUGGAAAGACACAGAUCAGCUACUCAAGCUCAGGCUUCCCGAGCGAAAUUGUCCACAACGAGAGAAAUGACUUUGAAUACCGCAGAGACUCUCAAUAUGUGAAAGGUCUCUUGACAGAGGAGCGAUACGACUUUGGAGCCAAGACUGGAUUGAGCAACGCCAAGUUCACCUACGAGUUUGACGCCAACAUGCGACUCAUUGGAGUUCAGGGCCGAAUCGGAGGCCAAACUCUGCCCGACCUUGUCCAAUCUUACAGCAGCAAGACUGGCAAACCCGAAACAAUUGGCCAAUUCACCCUCAGCCAACCCAAACCAAACAAGACUGAACUCACAGACGGGACUGCAACCUUUUCUCGAUACCUGGAUAGUCACUUUAGAGAGGCAAAGGUUUCACUCAAUAUCCAUGGAAUCGAAGUGAUUCGUACAGAGUUUGGCUACGCUCAGAGCCGCAAAAUUGCACAAACCAGAACCUUCACGCGUCAGGGUGUUGGAGUUAACACCUACACCAACAUUAAGAACUUCACCUAUGACCCUGACGGCCAGUUGCGCGGCGUCGAAGGUCAGGAGCCGUGGAGCUUCCGUUACGAUGACAAUGGAAAUUUGCUUUCGCUCACCUACCGAGGAAACGUCAUUCCCAUGGAGUACAAUGCUCUGGAUAGGAUUGUCAAAUUUGGUGAGGGCACCUACAGGUACGAUAGCCGUGGCCUGGUGGUGCAGAACGCCAGGGAUGAGCACUUCCAGUACAACGCCAAAGGUCUGCUCGUCCGCGCCAGCAAGAAGGGCAGAUUUGACAUUCGAUACUUCUAUGACCACAUGGACAGACUAUCCACUAGGAAGGACAACUACGGAAAUGUCACUCAGUUCUUUUACACAAAUCAAGAUAGGCCUGAUGAGGUGAGCCAGAUCUACAGUCCGAGGGAUGGAAAACUGAUGUCGCUGGUUUACGACGAUCGCGGCCACUUGAUUUACGCCCAAGUGUACAGGAGUAGAUAUUAUGUGGCCACAGACCAGUGUGGCACUCCAAUCAUGAUGUUCAAUCAGUACGGAGAGGGAAUAAGGGAAAUAAUGCGAUCGCCCUUUGGCCACAUAGUGUAUGACUCGAAUCCAUACCUUUACAUGCCAAUCGAUUUUUGCGGUGGCAUCCUGGAUAAGGUCACGUCUCUGGUGCACAUGCCUGGCGCUCGAGGCGGAGUUUACGAUCCGCUCAUUGGUCAAUGGAUGACCCCGAGAUGGGAAGGAGUUCUGGACAGGAUAAACACGCCGUCUAGACUUCACCUGUACCGCUUCAAUGGCAACGAUCCCAUCAAUGCUGGACGGGACCAAAAUAUGCCUGACAACGCUCGAAAACUCAUGACAGAACACAAUCACUGGCUGAAGUUGAUGGGCCACGACCUGAAGAGUUUGGCUCCUCAGCUUUUCCCAUCAGACAUCCACGGCUUCCCCUCUGCAAGCAGCGACCUUUUCUCCAACUGGCCUGCACCACCUGUGCAGCCAUCAACCCUGGCAGGAUCGAUUCAGGUUGGAGUGACGCCACUGAGCGCCAAAAUUGGUCUCUUGUCGCACCUGCAAGAGCGCAAGUACAGUUCCAACAUGCUCUCCUCUCUUUUGCACUCGGCCAUCCAGAAAGACCCUUGGCCACCUCUGCCAGUCAAGGUGACCAUGGCGGACCCUCCCUUCGGAAAGGGCAUCCUCGUUUCCCGUGCCGGCAGUCAGGCCGUGGUCAGCAGCGUCCAGGCCGCCAAUUCCAUCUACAGGGACGUGUUCACUUCGGUGUUCAACCAGUCGCUGAUGCUUGACUUCACCCUGCUGGUGCACUCGCAGGACGCGUUCUACUUUGUUAAAGAGGACAUGUGGCGAGCGUCCGAGGACCAUAGCCAAAUCAAGAGACUGGGCAACCAGGUCAACCUGACCUUCCACGAAAAAGACUCGUCCACCGAGGGCAUCUCGGGUGGCAAAGUAAUCGACCUGAAAAUCCACAGCCCGAGCGCUGUUGUCAAUUUAAGGUAUGGCACUUCGGCUGGUAGAGAAAAGCAGCGGCUAUUGCACCAUGCGCGUGGCCUGGCCAUCCGCAAAGCGUGGCACCGCGAAAAGGAGCUUCUGAAGAACGGCGUAUCUGGCAGCAUAGAUUGGACGCCGGCUGAGGUGGAAGAGAUUUUGCAAACAGGCAGCGCGACCACCUACGAAGGCGAGUACACGCAUGACGUGCAAAAGUACCCCGAGCUGGCAGAAGACCCGUUCAACGUGCGCUUUGUGAAGAAAGCGGAGCGCUCGAAAAAGGGCCGCAAGAAGCGCUCAAGUUUGGACAACGGCAUCUGGACAACAAGCAGCAAACUGUGCUCGCCCCGCUGGUGGCUGCCCUGGAGGGUGGACACCGCGUGCUAAAGGUGUCCACUCGUCAAGAUAGUUUUUCAAUUCGACAAUACAGGUACUUUCCCUCUACUCCAGUGGUGGACUACUUGGAUCGAGCGAAAGUGGAAGUUUCAUCCACCGAGCCGAAAGAAAGAAAGAAAAAAAAAUUGUGGGAUUUUCAAGCCAGCGCUAUCCUAACAAAAUAAUUGUUGCAUUAUUCUUGUUAGAUUUUCAAAGAUGCCAAAAAUUAUAAAAAGAUAAAACACUCUACGAGACGAUUAGGAUUUAGGGAGGGGUGGAAGGAAAAAUAAUGUGAUGUUGAGUCGCGCGCGCAUUACGAUAUGAUAUCAAGAGAAAAACAAGUGCUUAAUUUUGUUCGAGAAGAUUGAAGCACGUCGGUGUGUCCUGAUAUUAAAUAACGACUGAUAAAAUUAAUAUUCCAAGCAUUUUCAGAAUUUAAGACGGAAAUUUUUUAUCUUGAAAUCAUUUUGUUUUGGCACAGAAUUUAUUUAUUGAAAAAGGAAAGCAAAAUUUUCUUUGUAAAUUUUUGAGAAAAAAAACUCAUCCAGUAAUUUGUAAGUCUUUACGUGAGAUAAAAUGGGUGCUAUUAAUCUCGUAAAAUUUAUUUCCAAAAUAAUAGGCGAACCCAUUCCGAAAAAAAUCUUCCUUGCCGCACAGUAAAAUUCAUUGUUAUCCCUUCAGUCAGCCGCACGCGCAGUUUGAUUUUUGUAAAGUAGUGGCAACAAAAGAAUACUCGGAGAUUGAUUGAUGUAGAAAACUUUUGUGUUUAAUUAUAAUGAUUGCUGUAAAAUCAGUGUGCUUGAAUGUACCAUGAUUGUGAAAGCCAUCAUUUUGCAACACACACGAGAUUGAAGUGAAAUACACUGAUCGUUCCAUCAGCUUGCAUAUAUUUGUAUACCUCUCGCUCCAUUCAACCAAACGAUCCUCCAUUUACAAGUAUAGCAAAACAUACACAUACAAUAUGCAUUUAUUCUACAUUUUUCAUUAAAAAGAAAGAAGAAAACGCUUCAAUUACAAAGCAGUGAAAAUCGAUGUAAAUCUCUUAUCACUCUGCACUCUGCAUAGGAAUUAUUUUUCUGUGGCUCGUAACCUUUCACGCCACUUAAAAGAUGUGCUUUAACCGCACACAUAUAUUUUUUGUUACUCUCUACUUUUCUUCCAAUUCAAUUUUAAAAACUUAAUUGAUGAAAUUUGUUUAAAAGGUCGAAAUAUAAUAUUUUUUCGAUUUGCCUUAUUAAUCAUACACACACGCAUCAGUAGGACGAAAUGUUUUUUGAAAUGGAGUAUAAAGAAUUGUGUAUAUUAAAUAAAUAAUUCACAUUGCGCUUGAACUGUUUGAGCGUUGGGACUUCAGUGGCUAUUCAAUUAUCCAUAAACUAAAUGACCAAAAAUGUCCAUCUGUUUUUUUUUCCAUUUCACGUUCAAUUGAUGUAAUCGAAAUUAUUAUCAUUGUAGCUGGCCUAUUUGUACUGCAUUAUUGGAUUUUCAGUGUUUUUCAUCCACGGCGCCGGUCAAAUUCAUUUAAUGUUUACAAAAAGUGCAAGAGGAUGACGUUUGUAUAUUUUUUCGAGCCUGCAUAACAAGAUUUUGUGUAUAUGAAAAAAAACCAAAAGAAGAUUGAUCGUGUAAAUAUUUAUCGUAUUACAAAGAAAAUAAAUGCGCUCUGUCAACGAGAGGACUUUUCUCAAAUGGAAAAAAUAUUUCUAGAGCUCGAUGCGACAAAUCUCUCUAACUCUCAUCACCGAUCGUUCACCGAAUCAGGAAGAUUGAAAUGGAAUAUCGAGCAUUUCGUAUGUGAUGUAAUGCUGUGUGUUUACUUUUUUGCCCAUCAACAGAGAGCGGUCUCAAGAUUGAAAAUCGGUUCAAAUUUGAAACAAGGACUCGCGCGCAAAAUGUUGUGUCAAAAAUGGGCGCACAGUGUAAUAUUUGUAAGGUUAUAUUUAAAUUAACGCGCAUAUUUAGUGAUUAUAUUACAAAUCAUGCAUAUAUUAUUAUUAUUUUCUUGUUUUGAAACGGCUGACAAUUUUUUUCGAGAAGCGUUUCUGAAAAAUCGAUUCACGAAUAACAACACUCACGUCUCUGCACAAUAAAUUUAUUAUCUAGUCAUCAAAUGUUAAAUGCUAAUCUUAAAACUGCUGCUACACACUGACAAGAAGAGACUCUUUUGUUUUCAGUGAAAUUGUUAAAAUAAAACAAAAUUAAAAAAUAAACUCGAAAAAAUCUUCCUCUCAAAAUUAAACUGGGAAAUAUCAUGCAUAAUUCUUAGUGGUCAUUAAUUUUGUAAUAUGGUCAUGAUACGGACAUUUUGAAAGUCAGCCAAACAAAAAAAAGAGCAGAAGCAGAAAAUGUCCAACUAUGGUGUUUUAAUAAAUAAAA
Messenger RNA from Neocloeon triangulifer, 12079 nucleotides. RefSeq names its product teneurin-a (gene Ten-a). The record is from RefSeq and is a predicted model, not a curated record. Lineage: Eukaryota; Metazoa; Arthropoda; Insecta; Ephemeroptera; Baetidae. Gene Ontology annotation, biological process: motor neuron axon guidance. The transcript has 38 exons. Bases 482 to 9715 code for a protein of 3077 amino acids.